AUGGAGGCCUUAAAGACACUUCUCAUCGCCAAUCGGGGCGAGAUCGCUGUGCGAGUGCUGAAGACUGCAAAGAAGCUUAACAUUCGGACUAUUGCCGUUUAUACCGAGCCAGAUGCCGCAUCAACCCACGUUCAUCUAGCAGACGAGGCAAUUCUUCUCUCUGGGCCACCGUCCAAAGCAUAUAUUGAUGGGGAUCAAAUUAUCGAUAUUGCGAAGCGAAAGGGAGCAGACGCUAUCAUCCCAGGUUAUGGCUUCCUCUCCGAGAACUCAAAUUUCGCUAGAGACGUCGCCAGCGCCGGGUUGGCCUUCGUUGGUCCAUCCCCAGAAAGCAUCGAGGCAUUCGGGCUUAAGCACACAGCGCGAGAACUUGCGACAAAAGCCGGUGUACCUAUUGUUCCCGGUUCGCAAGGGCUGGUUACAAGUGAAGACGAAGCUGUGAAAAUCGCUCAAAGUCUCGGAUUUCCUGUCAUGCUUAAGGCCACCGCUGGCGGUGGCGGAAUGGGAUUACUUACCUGCAACACCGAGAAGGAAGUACGGGAAUCGUUUCAGACUGUACAAUCCAGGGGUGAAGCUCUCUUCAAGAACGCUGGACUCUUCAUCGAGCGUUACUAUCCGUCUAGCCAUCACAUUGAGGUCCAAGUUUUUGGAAAUGGGCAAGGUAAGGCUAUUUCCAUUGGGGAAAGAGAGUGCUCCAUCCAAAGGAGACACCAGAAAGUGAUUGAAGAAUGUCCAAGCCCCUUUGUAACCAGGAAUCCGGAGCUCAGGAAAGGCCUGUGCGACGCCGCUGUCCGCCUCGCUGAAUCAAUUGACUAUGGCUCCGCUGGAACAAUUGAGUAUCUCGUGGAUGACGAAUCGGGGAAGUUUUUCUUCUUGGAGAUGAACACACGUCUUCAAGUUGAGCAUGGAAUUACCGAGCUAUGCUACGGCGUUGAUUUGGUGGAACUCAUGCUUCGACAAGCGGAUGCCCAGUUGUCAGGCAGAAAAGGUCUCGAAGCAGAGUUUCUCUCGAGCAUUCCGGUAGGCGCUCCACAAGGGUUUGCCAUUGAGGCUCGAGUGUAUGCGGAGAACCCAGUCAGGGACUUUGCUCCUUGCCCUGGGAUACUCCAGGACGUGGAUUGGAAGGAAACCACAGGAUCAAGAAUUGAUACGUGGGUGUACAGGGGAAUCAAAGUGUCCGCGAACUACGAUCCUCUUCUUGCAAAGGUCAUGUAUCAUGCAUCGAGCAGGCAAAAAGCGAUUGAGGGACUGAGAGACAUCCUAACUGGGUCACGGAUCUGUGGCCCUCCAACUAACCUCGGGUUUCUGGCUGAAAUCCUUGCCAACAAGGACUUUAACGCUGGAAACACCUUGACUAAGUUCUUGAAUAAUUUCGAAUACAAUCUAGCUGCUAUUGAUGUCAUCUCCGGUGGCGCUUAUACGCUGAUUCAAGACUGGCCCGGUCGUCCAACAGUAGGCCGAGGCUUCUGUCACUCCGGGCCGAUGGAUUCUGUUGCGUUCCGCAUUGCGAAUGCUCUGGUGGGCAACCCAGUCGGUCUUGAGGGCUUAGAGAUCACGCUGAGCGGGCCAGAGCUACGUUUCCUUGGACCAGCGGUAAUCUCACUUUGCGGUGCACCGAUUGAUGCCAAACUGGAUGAAGCUCCUGUACCCAUGUGGUCUAGGGUAAAGGUAUCGGCAGGCCAACGCUUGAAGAUAGGGAAGACCACGGGUGGCGGUUGCAGGGCUUACCUUGCCGUCCUCGGUGGAUUCCCCAAUAUAGCUGAGUGGUUUGGCUCCAAAGCGACUGCGCCCAUGGUCGGUGUCGGAGGUUACCAGGGUCGACAGCUUACAUCUGGAGAUUAUCUAACUAUCUCCGCCCAAAUCCCUGAGUCGGAUAAUGAAUUAAGUUUACCGGAGCAUCUUAUCCCGCAGUAUCCUGACAGCUGGGAACUUAUGUCGAUGCCGGGACCGUAUGAUGAAGGAUAUCUCGCGCCCGAGAGUAUAGACAUGCUCUACAACGCAGAAUGGACUAUUUCGCACAACGCUGCAAGGGGUGGGAUUCGUCUGCUUGGUCCUAAGCCCACCUGGGCUCGGCCGGAUGGAGGAGAGGGCGGUGCACACCCUUCUAACCUAAUCGAGUGUGGAUACGCCAUUGGAUCAAUCAACUGGACAGGUGACGACCCGGUGAUUUUCCCGCAAGAUGCACCAGAUCUUGGUGGCUUUGUUAGCAGUCAUACAAUUGUCAAAGCAGACCUGUGGAAACUAGGACAGGUCAAAGCUGGAGACAAAUUGAAAUUCAGAGCUACGUCAUUGAAAGAUACUCUACUGGCGCGCAAUGAGCUGGAGAGAUUUAUAUCUGACAUUGUGCAAUGCUGUCAGAAGGGGGAAGACUUCGGUAGUAUAACUCCUCUAGCCUCUUCUUUGCCUCCAGCCAUGUCCUCGUCAACACGGGUCUCUGGCAUCGUGCAUCAAAUUCCAGAGAAAGGGAACCAGCCGCUUGUUUCCUACCGACAGGCCGGUGAUGACUACCUUCUGAUUGACUACGGCGUUGGUGCCUUUGAUCUGAACCACCGCUACAGAGUCACCGCGCUGAAAAAAGUGCUCAGCGAGGCAGCAGGCGAUAUCUCAGUAUCAAACGGCUUGAUAAACUUGGUCGGCUGUGGAAAUUAUCUCCCAAAAGCCCUAAUGAUUUACUACGACGGCACCAAGAUACCGCAACAAAAGCUAAUCGACUACCUCUGCACUAUCGAGACUCAACUCGGCGACCUCAGCCGUGCAAAGGUACCCAGCCGCCGUUUCAAACUUCCAUUAACCUUUGAAAGCAAGCGACAGACCGACGCAAUCAAACGGUACAUGGAGACCCAACGCCCCUACGCCUCCUAUCUCCCAGACAACAUCGAUUUUGUCGCGCGCAACAACGCCUUUACCCGUGCCGAGCUUGAGAACAUCUACCUUACCGCCAGUUUCAUGGUCAUCACCGUCGGCUUCUUCACAGCCCUUCCGAUCGCUCUUCCCGUCGAUCCGCGCCAGCGCAUGAACUGCCCCAAGAUGAACCCCUCCCGCGUCUUCACACCAGCCGGACAAGUCUCGUGGGGCGGCAGCUGCCUGGCCAUCUACACCGUUGACUCUCCAGGUGGGUAUCAAAUGAAUGGAAUGACCAUCCCCGGCGUUGAUAUUCUCGGCACGAAACGGGGUUAUGCGCCAGAGAAACCGUGGCUUUUUGAAGACUUCGAUCAGAUCACGUUUUACAAAGUCACCGAGGAGGAGUAUGAAAGACAGCUUGCGUUGUUCCAGAGCGGAAGGUAUGAAUAUGAGUGGGAGGUGGUUGAGUUUGAUAUGGCCGAGCAUAACCGGCUUCUUAAGGAGACGAAGGAGGAGGUUAAGGCAAUUCGCGCGCGGCAGCGAAAGGCGCAGGCUGAGAUGGAUUUGCUGGAGAAGGAAUUACUUGAACGGUGGGCCAAGGAGAAGGCUGAACGGGGAGUCUCAAUGGAUACAGUUGAGGAACUGUUGAAAGACCCCGAAAUCACCGUAAUUGAAGCGCCCCUCAACGCGAACGUUUGGAAAGUUGAAGUGAAAGAAGGCGACAAACUAGACAAAGACCAGGUGGUCGUGAUCCUGGAAGCAAUGAAGCUCGAGAUUGCAGUGCGGGCGGAGUCUGCUGCGGCCGGCGCUGUUGUUGAGAAGAUCCUGGCCCAGCCAGGAAAGUCUAUUGAGGCUGGAAAGCCUCUGAUGCUGGUCCGGAGGGGCUAG
Molecule: messenger RNA, 3726 nt
Organism: Aspergillus nidulans FGSC A4
Lineage: Eukaryota; Fungi; Ascomycota; Eurotiomycetes; Eurotiales; Aspergillaceae
Product: bifunctional urea carboxylase/allophanate hydrolase
Exons: 8
Coding region: 1-3726 (1241 amino acids)
Molecular function (GO): ATP binding; metal ion binding; urea carboxylase activity
Source: RefSeq, a predicted model, not a curated record